Messenger RNA from Penicillium macrosclerotiorum, 501 nucleotides. RefSeq lists its product as uncharacterized. The transcript is spliced from 5 exons. The annotation marks the transcript as partial. NCBI's taxonomy places the organism in Eukaryota, Fungi, Ascomycota, Eurotiomycetes, Eurotiales, Aspergillaceae. The record is from RefSeq and is a predicted model, not a curated record.
AAGCGCGCACACUCAUCCAAAAGGACCCAAAAGGACUGGGGAAUUGACUUGCCUUCUCACUGGAGGUUCCUCAUGUUUUGGGGAAAUAAUUUCACUGUCACUGAGCGUUCAGCCAAAGAGAUAAACGGUUCCGAGUGCCUCUCUGCCUUCAAGACGCUGGAGCAGCCUUCACUGCUUGAUUUAGAUACUGCCUGGGCAAUUUAUGGUCAUGUUGAUGCUAUGGUAAACAAUUUAGCUCCUGUGGAGAUCGGCAUUUCUCAAUAUGAAAAGAUUUUUCUGUCCGCUGAGGCGAACUCGCCGAUCUAUAACCCAACUGUUUGUCAGGUCGGUCAGUAUUGCCCCAAACUAGUAUCAAAGGUUGCCAAAUUCGGACUGCGCGCUCCUAUCCUCGCUUUUGGUCACUUCCACACCUACAUCCUACAUUCGCGAAACCUGCAGUCGCCCGCCAAGCUCAGUGCCCGCUUACAACGAGAUCACCCAGACGAUCCAGACAUAUAUUGA